Rubroshorea leprosula is the source of this 3327-nucleotide messenger RNA. NCBI's taxonomy places the organism in Eukaryota, Viridiplantae, Streptophyta, Magnoliopsida, Malvales, Dipterocarpaceae. The record is from the annotation of a GenBank genome assembly.
CAUUUUGCCGCCAAAAUUUGAGAUUUUUUUCAAAAAUGGUCUAUUUUCUCGUUCUCCUCCUCUGAGAAAAUCGCAAAAUGGUGAGAGAAGAAGACGAAGAAGAAGAAGAAGAAGAGCUUCUUUCGUCUUCCGACCCAAGCGAUUCAAGCGACGAAUACACGAUUGAACGCUAUGAAGCUGAAGAAGAAGACGACAAUGUUCAAGUACAAUCGGCGGCGCAUUCGCCGCCUCCCGAUCAAGAUCGCAAAUCGACGAACGUCGAUGCUCUUGUCAGGGGCAACCUUGUUGUGAGAAGACAAGCCCUGCUUCCAAGAGUUCUUUCUGUUACGGGAGGAGCUGCAGUUUGUAGGAAACCAUUUAAACCUCCAUGUCCCCGUGGGUACAAUAACGGGAAUGAACAGCUUGCACGCCGUCUUUGGGCCCGCAAAAGGUUUGUUCCAUGGGGAUCUUCAAGGCCAGUUUUAGUUGCAAUAACCAAUCGGUUGGAUACAACAAAACCAGUUGAGAAAGAUGAGGAGGAGGAAAGUGUAACUUUGCCACCUGGAAUUGAUCCUUUGAUACUGUGGCAAUCUGAAGAAUCUGAGGAUGAAAGCAGCAGUGUGUCAAUAGUAGUGGAUCCCUUGCUUGUUCGUUUCCUACGACCCCAUCAAAGAGAAGGGGUUCAGUUCAUGUUUGAUUGCGUUUCGGGGUUGUAUAGUGCUGCCAAUAUAAAUGGAUGCAUUCUUGCUGAUGAUAUGGGUUUGGGAAAGACAUUGCAGUCAAUUACUUUACUAUAUACUCUUCUAUGCCAAGGGUUUGAUGGGAAACCAAUGGUUAAAAAGGCCAUUAUUGUAACACCAACUAGUCUCGUCAGUAAUUGGGAGGCCGAAAUCAAUAAAUGGCUGGGAGAAAGGGUUAAGCUUAUUGCCCUCUGUGAAAGCACAAGAGAUGAUGUUCUAUCUGGAAUUGAUAGAUUCACGAGUGACCACUGCUUUCUACAGGUGUUAAUUAUUUCAUACGAGACCUUUAGGAUGCAUUCAUCAAAGUUUAGCCAAAGUGAAUCUUGCGAUCUUCUUAUAUGUGAUGAGGCUCACAGGCUGAAAAAUGACCAGACAUUGACAAACCGGGCAUUGGCCUCUCUCUCAUGCAAACGCCGGAUUUUGUUAUCUGGAACUCCAAUGCAGAAUGACCUAGAAGAAUUCUUUUCCAUGGUCAACUUUACUAAUCCUGGAAUCUUGGGUGAUGCUGCAUACUUUCGCCAUUACUAUGAGACACCAAUCAUUUGUGGGAGAGAACCUACUGCUAGUGAAGAGGAGAAAAAGUUAGCUGCUGAGCGCUCUUCUGAAUUAAGUGCAAAAAUAAAUCAGUUUAUAUUGAGGAGGACUAAUGCUUUGCUAUCAAACCACUUGCCACCAAAGAUAAUUGAAGUAGUUUGCUGCAAGUUGACUUCUCUUCAGUCAGAGUUAUACAACCAUUUUAUUCAUUCCAAAAAUGUUAAACGUGCUAUUAAUGAAGAAAGAAAACAGUCAAAGAUUUUGGCUUAUAUUACUGCUCUUAAAAAGCUCUGCAACCAUCCCAAGCUCAUUUAUGAUACGAUAAGAAGUGGAAGUCCAGGAACUACAGGGUUUGAGGACUGUAUGCGCUUUUUCCCUCCAGAGAUGUUCUCUGGAAGAUCUGGUUCAUGGAGUGGUGGUGAUGGGGCUUGGGUUGAACUGUCCGGGAAAAUGCAUGUAUUAGCCCGAUUACUGGCCCAGCUACGUAAGAAGACUGAUGACCGCAUUGUUCUGGUCUCAAACUAUACUCAGACACUGGAUCUUUUCGCUCAAUUGUGUCGUGAGAGGAGAUAUCCAUACUUGAGGCUUGAUGGAACCACAUCAAUCAGCAAAAGGCAGAAAUUAGUCAAUCGCUUUAAUGACCUGUCGAAGGAUGAGUUUGUCUUCCUAUUAAGUAGCAAGGCUGGUGGCUGUGGCCUAAAUUUGAUUGGCGGUAACCGACUUGUGUUGUUUGAUCCUGAUUGGAACCCUGCCAAUGAUAAGCAAGCUGCUGCAAGGGUUUGGAGGGAUGGACAAAAGAAGAGAGUUUACAUCUACAGAUUCUUAAGCACUGGAACAAUUGAAGAAAAGGUAUACCAGCGCCAGAUGUCCAAAGAAGGGCUUCAAAAAGUUAUCCAGCAGGAGCAAGCAGAUGACCUUGUGUCACAGGGGAACUUUUUCUCAACGGAAGAUUUACGUGACCUGUUUACAUUUCACGAGAGCACAAGGUCUGAAAUUCAUGAAAAGAUGAAUUGCACCCGUUGUCAAUAUUAUGAUUAUGAGUGUGAAAGCAAAGAAGAACAUGUUGAAGACAAAACAGAACACGGAAGUCCCCAAUCUGGAAAAGAGGAAACUGACAUAGGGGGAUUUGCUGGGUUGGCUGGAUGUUUGCAUAAGUUAAAGAACUCAGAAAAACAGGUGGGAAAUCCUCUUGAAGAAGAUUUGUUUAGCUGGGGGCAUCACUUUCAUCCUGGUUCAGUACCUGAUGCCAUUCUUCAAGCUUCAGCUGGCAACGAGGUCAGUUUUGUUUUCACAAACCAAGUAGAUGGAAAACUAGUCCCGAUUGAAUCAAAGGUGAGCCCAAAGUUGCAGGAAGGGGAAGGAAAUAUCAAUGAAAACACAGUCAAGAAGACCCAAGAUUCCAACUCAAAUUUCUUAUCUCAACCCCGUAAACUACUAAAUUCUGUUUUGUCUAAUGGAAAUUCUAUGAAGAUAAAACUAUCAACUUCCUCUUUGCCUUCACAAAGGCAAACCGUUCACUCAUCAGUAAGAUCUUCCUCAAAAGGUGCAACUGGGGAGAAGAUAUUUUUAAAACCUUCUCUUGGAAAUCAACUGCCCCAAAAAAGGCCAUAUGUUGCUGGAAAACAUGAUGAUGAUGAUUUUGCAUAAAAGCUCGGCUCAGCAGAUUAAGUGAUCAACAUUUUUCCAGUCUAUUGAUUCUCAACAUGCUAACCUUGGGUCAUGGAUAGAAUCUUGAAAUUUCUAUGCACAGAAUAAAUCUCCUUUUAUAUAUCUUGCUGCCCUUAAAAGUCUGAAUUAGAUACAAGAUUACAGUUUAUGGAACCCUAUUUGAUACAGAAGAAAUCGAAACAGCUGAACUGGUAGCUAGCCAUUGGAGAAGAUGCUGGUGUGGUAAAGCUGUUGUCUGUUAGCAAGUUGGGUAGCUAUUUUUCAGGUGAUUAACUGCUAAUUGACAGUUAUUUGAGCUAGAUUAGCUGAAGAAUCAAGCUACAUUUUGCUAUAAUUUUUUUGAUAUAUAGGGGAAUUGCUAUGUACAUUGUAUUCAUUCAAUUACCAAUAUACAAGAAGUUUCUUC